Messenger RNA from Miscanthus lutarioriparius, 459 nucleotides. The record is from the annotation of a GenBank genome assembly. NCBI's taxonomy places the organism in Eukaryota, Viridiplantae, Streptophyta, Magnoliopsida, Poales, Poaceae.
AUGGCGAGGGACGUCAACAGGGGCACCGAAGAUGACGGCCAUCCUCUGCCGCAACCGGCCCCUUCCCCGUCUCCGGCGGCCACGGAGGAGGGUACCGACAGGAGCAAGGCCAACAACAACCUCAGGGACAGGGUAUCCUUCUCGUCCUCGUCCUCCAGACCCCGCCCUUCGUGCUGGGGAAGCAUCAGGAUUCGUCGGAUUGGCCGGAUCCAGAGCAGGACCAGAACGGGCAGCGACGAGCAUGACACGCGCGCAAGCCUCGGCGACCGUGGCCGCUGCGCCUGCGGGUGCGGCGGCAAGGCAGGCGCAGCGGUCGGGCUGAGGUCCUCCUCCAGCGCAACGAUUUCUACUGCGACGAUUGCAACCCGCACAGGUAGAAGACGUUUUGAUGCUGCUACUCUCCUCUCUACUUUCUGGUUGCUGCUGCUCCAGAUUUUGCCCGGAUGGAUGUAUAUUUGA